AUGGGCAUCUCCCCCCGCGCCCGCUGGGGCCCGGUGAGUCCUGGGUUGGGGGCUCCUUGCCCCGAGGUUGACUCCUCCGGACUUGUGCCCUCGCCGCCUCCGCCGAGAGCGGUGCCCUCGCCGGCUCCGGCCCAGCAAGCUCCCACCUCCGCCCGGGACGCGAGCGCUGUCUCCGUCCCGGGAAGAAGCCUCGCCCCGGGGGGCAAGGCGGGCCGAGGCUCGGCGGGCCUGGCUCCCGGCUUCGGGGACCCCAGGUCAAGGUACUCCCCGCCCCACCGCCCCAAGUCGCCGGCCCCGCGCCGCGCGCAGCGAGUCAUCAGCAGAUCUCGGACGCGGCGGCAGGGCCGACCCCGGUUCCACGGAAGUACGCACUUCCCGCGUCCCGGCGCCUCCGCGGUGAGUCGAGCCGCAGCGCUCCGGGUCAGCGAAGGUGGCUCAGCGCGGGCGCUCCAGUCUCGACGUUCCCGGGGCAGAGAGCAACGUCCGGGGACGCACGGGACGGGUGCGCCCGGCGGCCGGGUCUGCGCCGGGCGAGGCGAGCGGCAAGAGGGGAGCGCUCCGGCGUUCAGGCAACAGCUACCCCUAGUGGGAGAGCCGCCCGGGGCCGCCGCCGCCCCGCGUCCGCCGCCCCGCGCCCCGCGCCCGCCGCAUCCCGCGCCCGGAGCGCUCCCGGCUCAGCUGGGGCGCAGGGACGGUGCUGCCUUCCCCGGCCCUCUGCGUCUCCGGCGCCGGGCGGUAACGGGCCCGCCGGCCCUGCCCUCCGCACCUCCCCGCCGGGCCCCGGAGGCCGCUGACCCGAGAACUGCGGCGCCGAGCCGGGGCGCGAUGGGACGGGGCGGGCGCGGCUGGGGCGGCGCUCGGCGGCCUCGGGCGGCUGCGGGGGGCGCCGAGAGCGGUGUGCGUGGCGGUGCGGUGCGGGGGGCGGCCGUGUGCGAGGCGCGAGUGCGGCGGGGGCCCAAAGUUGCCUCCUCGCGGGCCCGCGUCCCUGGCGGGGCGGGAGCCGGGGCCGGCGAAGCGGCGGCCGCGGACCCGGCCUCCCGCGGCACCUGGGCAGAGGCCCCGCACGAGCAGCAGCGGCGGGGGCGGCGUUGGCGGCGGCGCGCGGGAAGCGAACCGGAGCUCCGGCGUAGCGCGGCGGCCGCCGGGGAGCUCGGCUCAGGUGCGCGGCGAGGGGGGCGCGGGCCGGAGCUGGGCCGCCGGGACCGGGGCGGCGCGGCGCUCGCGCUCGCCGGAGGACCUCCGCCGCGGACCGGGUCCCCGCUUCAGCUGUCUGUCCCGGGCGCCCGCGGAGGUCCGGGUUACCCGCCCCCGCGAGCGGGCUUCGGGGCCCGGCCCCGCCCCCUCCGGCCCCCGGCCGGGCCGCCCCGCCCUCCGGCCGCCGGUGCCAGCCCUCGGCCCGCGAUUUCUAAGGCACUGGCCGCGCCGCCGGGCGAACCCUCCGGGCUCAAGUUGCAAGGGGGCGGACCCGGGCCGGAGGUGGAGUCUCCCGCCAAUUGA
This is a messenger RNA of Mesoplodon densirostris (Blainville's beaked whale), 1497 nucleotides long. Its product is annotated as basic proline-rich protein-like. Lineage: Eukaryota; Metazoa; Chordata; Mammalia; Artiodactyla; Ziphiidae. The coding region runs from base 1 to 1497 and encodes 498 amino acids. The record is from RefSeq and is a predicted model, not a curated record. The transcript is spliced from 4 exons.